Molecule: messenger RNA, 2402 nt
Organism: Wasmannia auropunctata (little fire ant)
Lineage: Eukaryota; Metazoa; Arthropoda; Insecta; Hymenoptera; Formicidae
Product: zinc finger BED domain-containing protein 1-like
Exons: 6
Molecular function (GO): protein dimerization activity
Source: RefSeq, a predicted model, not a curated record
ACUGUAGUUCCAAGUACGAGUACAGGAAUUAUUCAUUCGUCGUCGCAGACGAAUCAGAUGGUAAAUCUAAAACUGCAGAAAUCACAAACGCUCUGUUAUUUAUGGUCGCAAAGGAUAAUAUGCCUUUAAAUUCCGUUGACAAGGCGGGUUGUCGGUAUUUAUUAAAGGUUUUCGCUCCACUCUACAAGAUCCCAGGACGCCAGCAGUUUACGGAUUUAAUGGAUAAAAAAUAUGAGGUCUUGUCACUUUUAGUCAAGCAAAAACUUGAAACUGUAGAGAGCAUUACACUGACAUGUGAUGUGUGGACGGAAGUGUUGAAUACGGUCAGCUUUUUAGGCAUAUCUGCCCAUUAUAUUUAUAACAACGUAUUAACGUCCACAACGAUGGGUGUUUUUGAAUUAGAUCAGUGGCAUAUUGGAGAGUAUUUAGGAGAAGUACUAUUAUCCGUGUGUAAUAAUUGGAACAUGCCAAUAUCAAAAAUUAAAGCUGUAGUAACGGAUAAUGGUGCAAAUAUACAUGCUGGAAAUACAACAAACUUAACGCAGCAUUUGAACAGAAAGCAUGCUAAUUUUACUGAUAACGAAAGUCAAGAAACUGAUCAACAACAACAACAACAUAAGACAACUAGAAGCUACCCAAAAACAGUAGUAAAGAUUGACAAAGCCUUUAAAAAGAUGAAAUCUUAUAAAGCAGGUGGAGAAAUGUCAAAUCAACUAACUAAUAGUUUAAUGUACAUGCUUGCAGUUGACAACCUGCCUCUAUCAACAGUCGAACAUACUGGCUUUCUGCAUUUUUGUAAAAAGGCCGUGCCGCUAUACACUCCACCGAGCAGGAAAACCAUUACGAGUCUUAUGGAUGACAAGUACUCUGUACUUAAAAAUAUAUACAAAAGUCGUUUCCAGAAAUUACAAAAUGUAACAAUUACAACUGACAUAUGGACAGACGUUUCUGUAAAGAGUUAUAUAGGCGUAACAAUUCAUUAUUUGGACGACAAGUUGGAAUUUGUAAACACUACAAUAGGGGUAAUAUCUCUGGACGAAAGUCACACUGAGGAAUACAUAGGUCUUUGUUUGAUGCAACUUUGCCAAGAUUGGGGAAUAAAUAUAGAUUGUAUUACUGCGAUUGUUACCGAUAAUGCGGCGAAUAUUGUAAAAGCAAUAACUGACACUUUUGGGAAAAAGAAACAUCUAAGAUGCUUUGCCCAUACGCUAUCACUUGUAUAUCCCGAUGCUGUAAAAACUAUUCCUUCUUUAGUAAAUCUUUUAGCAAAAGUUAAAAGUAUUGUAACUUUAUUCAAACAAAGUGUCGUAGCUGCAGACGAAUUACGGCGCUUACAAUUUUUAGAAGGAAAAACAGAAGGAACUGUAUUAAAAUUAAUUCAAGAAGUUCCGACUAGGUGGAACUCUGCGUUUUAUAUGAUACAACGGUUUUUACAGUUAAAGGAUUACAUUAACAAUAUGUUAUUAAAAUGCCCAAAAGCGCCUAAUAUGAUAGUCCGGGACGAAUUAGAAGUAUUGCAAGAAAUAGUUGAUAUUUUAAAGCCAAUUGAGUACGUUACAAAAACUAUUGGAGGUGAUACUUACACAACUAGCAGUCUCGUGAUACCAUUAAUUCAUUAUAUGAUGCUUACCGUUAAAAAGUGCACUCCGAUUACUGAUACGGGAAUUCAGUUUAAAGAAAACAUUCUUACAGAAUUAAAUAAAAGGUUCCAACAUGUCGAAUCUGUUUCGCAUUUAGCAAUUGCAACAUUGAUGGAUCCCCGAUUUAAGAAAACUCAUUUUGAAUCUCCCUUAGCAUUAAGUACAGCUAUACAGCAUAUUAAUAAUAUGAUUGAAAUUGAUUUAGGGAAUCAGAAUAACGAAAUUAUUCAAACUAAAGCAAGUGUAGUUGAAAGAGAUGAACAGUCGAAUAAUUUUUGGAAAAUGCAUAAGGAAUUAGUAGCUUCAAUUGCUUCUAAACGACAAGUUGAGACAACUAUACAAGAUAAUAACAUUGAGCUAAAACAAUAUUUAUCGCAACCGGUUAUUCACGACACUGCUAAUCCAAUAGAAUAUUGGAAAAUGUCAAAACAUGUUUUUCCAUUGCUGUAUCCAGUAGCUAUAAAAUAUUUAUCAAUAGUAGCAACAUCAGUUCCUGCGGAGCGUUUAUUCUCAAAGGCCGGCAAUACAAAAACUAAUUUAAGAAAUCGCUUAACCGAUAAUGGAUCAAAUACAAUUAAAUUGAUUCGCUUGUUGGAAAACGAUCAAUUAGAAGAAUGUAAAGCAAAUGAUAAAAGCGAUGAAACCGAUAAUGUAAGUAUUACAUGGAACAAGGAUGAUGAUAUAUUUUUGGAAGAUGAAAAUAGCGUUAAAGAAAUCGAAGAGAUCGAUGUUUCGAUGUUAAGAGCAGAUUUACAGUUGUAA